Strongyloides ratti is the source of this 1440-nucleotide messenger RNA. RefSeq names its product AP-47. Gene Ontology annotation, cellular component: clathrin adaptor complex; clathrin-coated vesicle. The record is from RefSeq and is a predicted model, not a curated record. Lineage: Eukaryota; Metazoa; Nematoda; Chromadorea; Rhabditida; Strongyloididae. The coding region runs from base 1 to 1440 and encodes 479 amino acids. The transcript is spliced from 4 exons. Gene Ontology annotation, biological process: vacuolar proton-transporting V-type ATPase complex assembly; vesicle-mediated transport; intracellular protein transport. Gene Ontology annotation, molecular function: clathrin-cargo adaptor activity.
AUGUCUAGUUCAGCAUUAUUUAUUCUUGAUUUUAAAGGAGGAGAUAUUGAAAUGGGUGAAAUAGAAAAAUUUCUUCCUUUAGUUUUAGAACAAGAAGAAGAGGGAAGUCAAUCUCCAGUUGUUGAAAAAGAUGGUAUAAAUUUUUGUUUUAUAAGACAUAGAAAUUUAUAUUUAGUUUCAAUGUCAAAAAAAAAUUCAAAUGUUACAAUGAUACUAUCAUUUUUAUAUAAAUGUGUUGAAGUGUUUGUUGCUUAUUUCAAAGAUUUUGAGGAAGAAUCAGUACGUGAUAAUUAUGUUGUUAUUUAUGAAUUAUUAGAUGAAAUGAUGGAUUUUGGUUAUCCACAAAUAACAGAAGGAAAAAUUCUUCAAGAAUAUAUUACUCAAGAGACACAUCAAUUAGAAUUAGCUCCACGACCACCUAUGGCUGUAACAAAUGCUGUUUCAUGGAGAUCAGAAGGAAUUAAAUAUAGAAAAAAUGAGGUAUUUCUAGAUGUUAUUGAAUCUGUUAGUUUGUUAGCAAAUGCCAAUGGUACUGUAUUAAGAAGUGAAAUAAAUGGAGCUAUAAAAAUGAGAGUUGUAUUAUCAGGAAUGCCGGAACUACGACUAGGAUUAAAUGAUAAAUUUUUAUUUCAAAAUAUGGGGCGUACUGUAAGAGCAGGAAAGGCUGUUGAAUUAGAAGAUGUUAAAUUUCAUCAAUGUGUUAGGCUAUCAAGAUUCGAAAGUGAACGAACAAUAUCUUUCAUUCCACCAGAUGGUGAUUUUGAAUUAAUGAGUUAUCGUUUAAAUACACAAAUUAAACCAUUAAUAUGGGUUGAAUGUUCUGUUGAAAAAUAUGCUCAUUCACGAAUAGAAUUUAUGGUUAAAGCUAAAAGUCAAUUUAAAAGACAGUCAAUUGCAAAUUCUGUAGAAGUUAUGAUACCAGUACCUUCAGAUGCAGAUUCACCAAAAUUUAAAACAACUGUAGGAUCGGUGAGAUAUGCUCCAGAACAUUCAGCUUUCAUUUGGACUAUUAGAAGUUUUCCAGGAGGAAGAGAAUAUCUUAUGAGAGCACAUUUUUCUCUUCCUUCUAUAUCUUCUGAUGAAACGGAACAAAAGAAACCAAUUCAUGUACGUUUUGAAGUUCCAUACUUUACAACGUCUGGAUUACAAGUAAGAUAUUUGAAAAUUAUAGAAAAAUCAGGGUAUCAAGCACUUCCUUGGGUUCGUUAUGUUACCCAAAAUGGAGAUUAUCAAAUUAGAAUUCUAACUAUUUUGGUUUUUCCAUUAGGAUCAAUGUUUUUUUUGAAAUACUUUGUUUUUGAAAAAUAUAUGGGAUUGGAUAAUAAAGAUGCAAUGAUGUUUUCAGCUAUAAUUGCUAUUUUAGAAGUUCAUGCAGUAUUAUUUUAUUGGAUUUAUCAUAGUUAUAAAGAACAUAAACCAAAAUCUUUAAAAAAAGAUUAA